AUGGAAGCAUUGAGGAAUCCCAAUGAAGCAAACUCAAGCCCUCUUUCUCCUCUUGGAUUCCUCGAAAGAGCAGCCACUGUAUUCGCUGAUUCUCCUUCACUCGUCUACAACCAUCUCACCUACACAUGGUCCGAUACCUUUCGCCGAUGUGUGCAAUUAGCUUCAUCAAUCUCCGGUCUCGGCAUCGGAAAAGGCGACGUCGUUUCGGUCCUCGCACCCAACAUUCCGGCCACUUAUGAGCUUCACUUCGCCGCCCCCAUGGCCGGCGCCGUCAUCAACACCAUUAAUACCCGCUUGGAUGCUCGAACUAUCUCAAUACUCCUCCGUCACAGCGAAUCUAAGCUUGUCUUUGUUGACUACCAGUUAACUCGUCUUAUUGAAGAAGCAGUUUCUCUCCUGCCGGGUGGCUGUGCGUACCCACGGCUGGUUUUAAUCACCGAUGAUGGACCUCCGUCGUUACCCACAGAUCAUUUCGUUGGUACUUAUGAAGGUAUGGUUGAAAACGGUGAUCCGGGAUUCGAAUGGGUUCGGCCGGAAAGCGAUUGGGAUCCAUUAACGUUGAACUACACAUCAGGGACGACUUCGUCGCCGAAAGGCGUCGUCCAUAGCCACCGUGGCACGUUCAUUGUAGCCGUGGAUUCUCUCCUGGAGUGGGACGUACCGAAGCAGCCAGUUUAUUUGUGGACCCUGCCAAUGUUUCACGCUAAUGGGUGGAGCUAUGUGUGGGGUAUGGCGGUCGUCGGUGCGAUCAACGUGUGUCUCCGCCGAUUUGACGCAUCCACCAUAUACACUGCCAUCCACCACCACAACGUAACGCACAUGUGUGGUGCUCCGGUUGUGCUCAACAUGCUAUCCAAAGGGGAACCACUCGGCCGCACUGUACAUAUAAUGACCGCCGGAGCUCCACCUCCUGCGGCGGUUCUGUUAAGAACAGAGUCUUUGGGAUUUGAUGUGACCCAUGGAUACGGAUUAACGGAAACUGGUGGACUAGUUAUAGCAUGUUCGUGGAAGAAACAAUGGAAUCGGUUGCCGGCGACGGAGAGAGCUCGAUUGAAAGCAAGGCAGGGAGUUAGAACCAUCGGGAUGACGGCGGUAGAUAUUGUGGAUCCUGAAUCGGGAGUGAGUGUGGCCCGCGACGGGUUGACUCAGGGGGAAAUAGUAUUGAGAGGCGGGUGUCUGAUGUUGGGUUACUUAAAGGAUCCUGAAUCAACCGCGAAAUGUAUCAGGAAUCGAUGGUUUUACACCGGCGACGUGGGCGUGAUGUACCCAGAUGGGUAUUUGGAAAUCAAAGACAGAUCAAAAGAUGUAAUCAUAAGUGGCGGAGAGAAUCUGAGCAGCGUGGAGGUGGAAUCGGUGUUGUACUUGCAUCCGGCGGUGAAUGAGGCGGCUGUGGUUGGACGGCCUGAUGAGUUCUGGGGGGAAACGCCGUGUGCGUUCGUGAGUUUGAAGGAGGAUGGAGGGAAGCCGCUGCCGACGGCGGUGGAGUUAAUGGAGUUUUGUAAAGGGAAGUUGCCGGGUUACAUGGUGCCGAAAUCGGUGGUGUUGACGGAGGAGCUUCCGAAGACAUCUACGGGGAAGAUUCAAAAAUAUGUACUUCGAGAAAUUGCCAAAAGUAUGGGAUUUGUUGUAAAAACUCGAAUGUAA
Lactuca virosa is the source of this 1644-nucleotide messenger RNA. The record is from the annotation of a GenBank genome assembly. Lineage: Eukaryota; Viridiplantae; Streptophyta; Magnoliopsida; Asterales; Asteraceae.